Molecule: messenger RNA, 1140 nt
Organism: Sclerotinia borealis F-4128
Lineage: Eukaryota; Fungi; Ascomycota; Leotiomycetes; Helotiales; Sclerotiniaceae
Source: the annotation of a GenBank genome assembly
AUGGCCCAACCAAUCUACACCUUCCAAACCCGACCCAACCGUCCCGUCGGCCACCCCUACAUCCCCGGUAUCCCCACCAUCAGCGGCCCCUCCAACAACCAGCCCGAAACCAUCAAGAAACUUCUCAAUCGCUACUCCAAAAAUAAAUCCAGUUGGGAAUGGCAUGCACGUUUGCGUGGUGGAAUGCAAAAAGAGGAUAGUGAUCCUGCUCCUGGAGAUUACUAUAGGAAGACUGCUGCGUUGAAGCUGCCGGCGGAUUUAGAUGCGGAUGCGUAUGUUAGACCGAGCGAUGAGUGGAUCGAGGAGAAUCCGAAAAGAAAGGGAAUGGAGACGAUGCCGGUGGGAAGGCAGUGGAUUACUGGUUUGGCUCUUGGUAGAGCUCUCAUCAAUGAUCCCAAUUCCGGAGCUGGGUAUGUUAGUUCCGGUAUUCCUGGCGAAGAAGUGGCUCUUUUUGCCAAUCCACAAGCAAAUGCCGCCGGCGCACCGCUGCCCAUAGCUGGACCGAAUGGAUCUAAUCAGGUACCACAGCCAGUUGCAGCCCCUCACAACUCUCCUUCGGCCAUGCCAUCCCCAAUUCGACCUCUCCCAGAUUUUUACCCAAACCUCGCCAGUCCCAUUGGCCUCUUCUUGGCAGGUGAAAAUCCCCAAGAUAUCCAAGCAGCUAAAGAUCAUGCUGCUCCUGCUCGGGCUAUGCCACCCCCGCCCCCACCCUCACCCUCACCUUUCCAAAAUCGAUACACACCCAUUGCCGAUCCCAAUGGUCCUCAAUCAGCGUUUCAGUCUCCUCAAAACCCGCAGACAGUCAUCACUCACACCAGGAUUGUUCGUCCGGCUACCGCUGCCGAAUUAGCUUCUCUCCCAGGUCAAGCUCCCGCUAAUGGACCUCUUCCCGGCUUCAAUCAUGCCAAUGCUUUUCCUCAAGACGGCUUUGCUAAUCUCGAACUUGAUCCGCAAGAACGUGCCACAACCCUAGCUCGUCGCGAUCGGCCUCAUCAUGAUCCCACGGUUCGUUUGGCCGGAGUACCGGAGGGGAAUAUGGAUCUUGACGAGGCCAAUGGUGAUGAAGAUGUGCCGUUUGAAUGGGAUGAUGAUUACAUUAAUGGUGGUGAUGUGAAAAUGGGAAUAAACGAUGUCAAUUAG